Penaeus chinensis is the source of this 4971-nucleotide messenger RNA. RefSeq lists its product as uncharacterized. Gene Ontology annotation, biological process: transmembrane transport; monocarboxylic acid transport. The record is from RefSeq and is a predicted model, not a curated record. The transcript is spliced from 9 exons. The coding region runs from base 943 to 4716 and encodes 1257 amino acids. Gene Ontology annotation, molecular function: monocarboxylic acid transmembrane transporter activity. Lineage: Eukaryota; Metazoa; Arthropoda; Malacostraca; Decapoda; Penaeidae.
GGUUGACAGAACCUCAAACACAAUGACUGUCUUUAGUUCUCUUGUCCCACAAAUCGUUUAAGUGUACCUGAAUCCUACCUAUUAUUACCUAUUUUGCACCAUGCAAGGAUUAUAACACUACUGGCACUUAAAAAGGCAGCGGCCCAAGACAGCGCUAGCAGCCCCGACUAGCUGCUAGCACGGGAAUGCAAACGGUCCACAUCGGAGAGAAAAACAAAACAAAAACAGAUAAGCCGAUUGUUAUAUUCGCGGAGAGAGAGAAAGACUUGCUCCCUGUGCCUUCCGUUUAAACCUUAAGCAGGCUCGUGUCCGUGUUUGCAAGUGCAGUGAAAUUCUCGUUGUGCAACCUUACCUAUGCAAGGACUAUGCAGAUACUCGCGGCUGGACUGUAGGCGCGGGCGUGCAAGGUGAAUGGCAGAGGGCGUCGCCACACUCGGCGGGACACCAAGGUACUGGUGGGUGUUGAGUGACGAGGGUCGCCCAGGGUCGCAGUGUGAUGGCCGGACCGCGAGGCCCUGACUGCGUGUCCCUCCUGCUCCAGCGGCCUCGGCCCAAGGCGCAGCUCCUCCACAUCUUCGGCAUCGUGCUCUACCAGGAGAUUUACAGCACCGCGGCCCUGUUACCCUCGGGGGAGACCAUAGGCGGCGGCCCCGAACACGUCUCUGUGAUAAACUACAUUCCCGGGAGAACUUUCUCGUUAGGUCCCGUCGUCGGUUGUGAAGAAUGGGAAGAAAACUGUGAACGUGAGAAUAUAGCGGAAUAUUAGGAUUAUUUUAUACUCUUUCUUUCCUGUUUGUCUGUGUCGUCAGUUGUGUCCGCUAUUAGGUGAUUUAGUGAUUUGUGUGAUGGUAGUAUACAUGGGCGAUUGUGCGAGAGUGAAGUGCCAAACGAUUGCGUAAGUGAACUGCCCUUUUGUUGCAACGGCUCAAGUGAAGGAUUAUUAUGUCGAAGACGAUACCGAAGGCGCAGACCCCCGUGGCCGAUGGGCGGCUGGCGUGCGGCCACCCCGACGGAGGCGGCGAGGGCUGCGAGGGUUUCUCGGGCGACUCGGGGGUGGGCGAACCCGACAGCGAGCCCCCCGCUAUACACUCCGACGGGGGGAAGGCCCUUGCCGAAAGGGGGAAAGAGCUGCCCGAAGCAGGGAAGGCCCAGUCCGAAGGGGGGAAAGUCCUGCCCGAAGAAACGAAGAACCCCACCGACACCAAGAGAGACGCAAACCAGGUCGUAGAUGUCGCCGUUUGGGAAAAGGACGUCUCAGACAGGUGUAACGGAGAGGCGGUUGCAGCGGAGGCUUUGUCCUGUAAGGAGAAGAGCCCGUCUCAGGAAGGCUCGACGGCUGAGAAUGGCCCAAAGAAGACCGUCGAGGAAGACAAACAAGGCCAGCCCGACGCGCUGUCGCCCCCGUGCCCCGCAGCAGCCAGUGACCAGGAAGCGACACCCAUGACAGACUCAUCGGAAGGAGGGGGCGCCCCGUCGCGCGACAGUGGCAUCAGUCACAUGAAUGUGGCGAGUACCAGUGAGUUGGAGGAUGAGUCGGUGAGGCGAAGGAGCCUGAUGAUCGACACGUGCACGCAGACGGACCACGAUCUCGGCGGCCAGGCUGAGUGGGAGAAAAAAGUCGGUCGGACGGUCGAAAGCUCAAGUGAUAAGGAUGAGAGUACACGUGGGAGUGACUUGGGGUUAAGUGCUUUGUGUGCGUGCACUGAUGCCAAUGACAAUAAGGAUGAGGGCAAAACGCAGUGCGAUGUGUGCGGAUUAUAUAGCAAUGCGCGACAGGAAACCUCCAACAGCUUGGGUGCGCGCCAAGGGGAAACCUCGAACAGUGUGCUCCAGAAUAGACAGAGUCGUUGCACAUCCGACUACUCAUCCAUUUCCUCGAGUGAGUCUCCGCGAGCGAGUGACUCGAGUAACAGGACAUGUGAUUCGAGCAACAGCCCCGGUAGCAGCACGGGUAGCAGCGACAAGGGCGGAAGUAGCAACAGAAGAUCUGGCCACAGGAAGGUCGUGACGUCGGGCGAGCUGAGCCCCAUCGCGUCCUGUGGAGGGGAGUCGGCGGUGAACGUGGGCCUGAGCGUCAACACGGGCCUCACGCCGGAGGACGCUUCGAAGGACAUGGGCAGCCGCAGCCCUUGCACCCCGACCAGCGGCUGCCUGAAGGGGGCGACGCGCAACACGAGCGGCGCUCACGUGCAGUUCGAGACGCCAUGUGACGAGGACGGACACAUGCUGCAAGACACGUACGUCACUUCCGACGGACACGUGGAGCUGCAGAGGGCCAACGGCAGCAGCGGAGGGAGCGGGACUCCCACCCACGCCGACCCGCUGGCGAGGCUGUGGUCGAAGCUCAUCCCGGACUCUUCCCCGUCGGACGCCGCCUCCAGCUUCACCGUGCCCAAGAAGUGGCGCCGGAGGCACAUCUCCAGCUCGAGCAGCAUUAGCCUGGGGUCGAGCUCGAGCGCUUCCAGCUCGGACGGCUCCACGGAGUUCGAGCGGCGCGCCCCCGACGGCGGCUGGGGCUGGGUCGUCGUGGCGGCCUCCUUUAUGGUCCACUGCAUCGCCGACGGCGUCACCAUGUCCUUCGGCGUGCUCUUCGUCGAGUUGCUCAACUACUUCCAGGAGGGCAAGUCCCUGACCUCGUGGGUGGGCAGCUUGUUCAUGGCCAUCCCCCUCCUGGCGGGGCCCCUGGCGUCUAUUCUCACCGACCGCUACGGCUGCAGGACGGUGACAAUCUGCGGUGCUGUUGUUGCUUGUUUCGGAUUCUUUAUCAGUGCCUUUGUAAACACAAUUCCGCUGUUGUUAUUGACUGUGGGUGUCAUCACCGGCCUCGGUCUGGCAGUGUGCUACGUCGCUGCCAUCGUUAUUGUUGCCUUUUAUUUUGAGAAAAAGCGGUCGUUGGCGACGGGUAUCGCCGUUGCCGGCAGUGGUAUCGGAACUUUCCUGUUUGCGCCCCUGAUCCAGUACCUGGUUGACUACUGGGGCUGGAGACUCUGCUUCGUCGUGCUGGCUGGCAUCUUCCUCAACAUGGUCGUCUGCGGGGCGCUUAUGCGGGACCUGAAGUGGACGCCGAAGCAGAGCAAACGCUCUGGCUUCGUCUCCGUGACGGCCGCCAGCAGCCGCAAGGACUCUACCUCACAGUCCUCAGACACCGUAGGGAUGCGUGGUGGGAGCAGCGUGGGCGCCACCCUCCCGUCGCUUGACGAGCUGCGGCGCCUGGUGCAGUCGGGGGACGUGACAGCGCUCCUCGGCCCAGACGACGCCCCCAGCGAGAAGAUCCGCGGAUCGGCGUCCCUGGUGCUCCUCCCGACAUUCCUGAGCAAGUCGCAGGUUCUUCCCCCCGACGUGGUUCCUUUCCUGUCUUCGCGGACCAACGCCUACGAGGUGGUGUCCCAGAUGUAUCCGCACCUGCUCUCGCACUCGCUCUCGGGGCACGUCAACCAGGCGGAUGAGAAGGCGGCCAAGCUCAUCGGGUUGACGUGCAACGAAAUCGCCGAGUUCGCGGGCGUGUUCCCCGACGGGCAGGGGCUGCCGUCGUCGACCCAGCAGCUAAUGGCACCCGACAACAGCUGUGACACCGACUCCACCACGCCCGGCUCGGCCGUGGGGGACCUGGGCUCCGUGAAUAGCCGCAGGUGGAAGAAGAUCGACUUGGAACUCGGCUGUCCUGACGAUGACGACGAAGACGGCGACGCAGAUAACGAGGAAGAGGCGGAAGAGGCAAGGGAAAUCACCGCCAUGCUAGGGCCGCGCACAAGGGGGCCCCGGCAGCCAGAGGCGAGGAGGAUAUCAACGGGAUGCAUGGGAGGAGCCAGUUCCCCUCCGCCCCCGGCUGCUCCCCUGCGGAACAUGAGGAUAAACAGGCAGUCAAUGACGUAUCGUGGUGCUAUGCUCAACAUUCACCGGUAUCGCCUGAGGGCCUCUUCGUGUCCAGACAUUUACCGUAAUUCCAUCAUAACCAUUGCAAAAUCGCAAGAUGAGAGUGUCUGGACCUAUUUUGACGACCUCGGGGAAAUGAUUACCUCCUGUGUCGACUACAGCUACUGCAUGAAUGCUGCCUAUCUGAUAUUUGCUGUUUCCAACUUCGUUCUCUAUGUUUUCUACGACACAGUUUACAUGUAUUUGAUGGAUUAUGCUCAGGGUGUCGGAGUGUCAGCAGAUGACAGUGCUAACCUCAUUUCUGCGAUUGGAAUUCUUAACACUGUUGGAAUGGUUGUGAUGGGCUACGUUGGCGAUCAGCCGUGGUCGUCACCCAUGUUAAUCUACAAUAUCUCCAUGGUAAUCUGCGGCCUUUCUGUUAUUAUAAUGCCAUUCAUCACUGAUUACUGGAUACUGGCAGUGGCAGCCGCAGUGUUUGGAUUGUUCAUCUCCGCAAAUUAUGCUCUGACCUCGGUUAUCCUAGUGGAGUUGAUCAGUCUGGAAUCAUUCAGUAAAGCUUACGGAUUGCUGUUGCUUAUUCAGGGUGUAGCCAACCUCAUUGGGCCUCCUCUCGUAGGUUUCAUAGCCGACACAACAGGGGACUACACCAUGCCCUUCGUGAUAUCAGGGAUCUUCAUCAUCCACUGCGGCCUGAUACUCAACUUGAUCCCCCUCAUCCAACGCUGUAGGGGCAACUAUCGUUCCUCCAGCACCCCUUCCCCGGCAGACACUCCAAAAAACGUGUCGCCCACCUCAACGCCUAACCACACUUUUAAGAAGAAACCAGCGCCUGUACAAGUUUAGUAGCUCCUCCUGGCUUGAGGUGGAGAGCUGUCGGAAACGCAUUGAGUGUGGCAGUUAAAAAAGGAGUCAUCGUUAUUUUUCUUGUGGCUUUUUUCUGCUGAUGCAGUAUGUUAAGGAAAAGAAAUUAGGAAGUCUGAAUGUGUAUAUAUCUGUGUGUAUAAAUAGAGGCGUAUAAAUACAGUACACACUCACUCACUUACUCACUCACUCACUCACUCACUCACUCACUCACUCACUCACUCACUCACUCACUCA